UUUGACUGUCACUCUUGGAUUGGAUCGAGAUCCACGUCGUGUCAACAACGUGGGGUGUUUUUCUUUUGGUUCGCGCUCUUCGUUCGCGGUCACCUGACAUUUCCCUUCUGGGAAAGUCUCCUCUUCUGCGGAGUGAGCAUCUGCUCCGCCUAGCUUACCAGACGGUAUUGAUCAGAUAAAACUGGCCAUUGCCUUUUAAUAUUGCCCAACAGGUCAGUGAUCUCCGACCGAAUCGACGGCAGCAGCGCAAUGGCAACGACGCAGGUAUCUCUGUGGUCGCGCAAGACAGAUCUAUUAUAUUUUAUCUUCUUCUUAACUCAUGUGCCGAUAAUUUUCUUGAUCGAUACUGUUUCCCUCUUCCCUCCGUCUCUCCGAACCAACCUCUCCAUCAAGCUCCGCGAAUUCUACGUGGACAGUUUCCAUGACAAAUUUUUUGAGGAACCGCAGCCUGUCUGGUUUACCGUAUUCAUAUGGAUGGAGCUGUUGUACCAUGCACCGCUGAGCGUUUGGGCUGUUUUGGGCCUCUGGCGAGACGACCCACUUGUCCCUGUGCAUUUACUCCCUUGGGCCGUACAGGCAUUCGUUACCUCGUUGACUUGUCUGGUAGAUGUCUGGAACUGGGAAGAUCGUACCGUGGAUGAGAAGACGAAUAUCACGAUGCUCUACGCACCCUAUGUCGCUCUUGGUAUGUCUCAUGUUUCUUCGUUUUCAAUGCUUCCAUGUCCCAGCUCUUUCUCUCGGCCUUUACUAAAACAGGGCCGAUAGGCGCAUGGAUGGCACUGGACAUGUUCUACAGGCUGCGUGGCCGAGUUGUCCAAAAGAGCAAGCGGGAAUAGGGGCCGAAAUCGAACCUAAAGAAGGUGAACUACUCCUUGGAGGUAGCGUCCCCUGCGAUUGCGUAGCCAUAUAUUUCCCUUGUCAUAGUACCCCCACGACUGACCUGAAACACCAGAUAAUGUCGCUGCAUAUGUCAUGGCAGUUUGGAGGGCUUCAAUGUAUAGAAUACCCGUGGUUAAUGGGUGUCUAGUAACUAUGGUG
Molecule: messenger RNA, 1038 nt
Organism: Monascus purpureus
Lineage: Eukaryota; Fungi; Ascomycota; Eurotiomycetes; Eurotiales; Aspergillaceae
Source: the annotation of a GenBank genome assembly